AUGCAGCAGCACACGCUCCUCGUGGUGGGAGGUGCAGGCUUCCUCGGUAGCGCCAUCUCCAAAGCGGCUCUCGCCAAAGGCUGGCGUGUUCUGUCCAUCUCGCCCUCCGGAACGCCCUACCACACUCCCGCGGGUCACCGUCCAGCAUGGUCAUCAAAUCCCAACAUCGAAUGGCAUGCUGCUGAUGCGCUCGACCCCGCAUCGUAUGCUCAUCUAGCUGAUCGUGCUACAGCUGCUGUGCAUACGGUCGGUAUCUUACUCGAGUCGGACUACAAGUCGAAAUCAUCUUCAGCCUCACCGAUUCGCAAUGCGAUCGCUGGCGUCGCCAAAGGUUGGGGAUGGAACGUCGGUCGAUCAGGGGGAGACUCAAAUCCGCUUCAGGAUGCCAAGUACGCAGAUGGGAACCAAGUACAGGCAGCUGCCUCAUCUUCUCGCGGCAAAGGCCGCUUCAGCUACGAACAUAUGAACAGAGACAGCGCCGUUGCCGUCGCUCAUACUUUCCUGUCCUCCUUACGACACCGAUCACUGCAUUCAGCAGGGACGUCAGCGUCGGCGUCGCUGGCCUCACCGGCACCCUUCAUCUACAUCUCGGCCGAGGACCUCUUCCGACCAGUGGUCGAUGCCAGGUACAUUCGCACGAAGCGUCAGGCUGAGUCGGCGAUCGCUCGCCUUGCUGCGCAUCACCAUGCUCCUCGACCGCGCGCUUCAUCCCAGGACACCCCCCGAGCGACCAUCUUAGACUCGGACGGAGCAGGCUUGGAAGCCGAACUCCGGGACGAGGCAGCCGCUGAAUCGUCGUCACCCCUGGAUCCCGACCAGUCACAUACCGACUCAAACGCAUCACACGGCUACGUGCGUCCGGUCUUCCUGCGCCCCGGUCUCAUGUACCACCCACACACUCGACCAGGCUCUACGCUGCCAGCUGCCAUCUUGGAGGCAUCAGCAGCGCUGCACCGCUCUCCACCUCUUCCGCUUCCCAUCCCGACUCCCGCUCAAUUGAUCGCCCGACUCGGAGCCGGCAGCAGUUCCUCGCAGUCCGUGUCGCGUCUGCUCACCACUCCGCCACUGCACGUCGAUACCGUCGCCAAGGCGGUCUGCGCCGCCAUUGAAGACCAGGAAGUGUUUGGUCCGGUGGACGUCUACGGCAUUCGAAAGCUGGCUGGAUGGAAGGACGAGGCUUCGCUCAACGCCAGCGUGAAAGGGGAGAGUGGAUCAGGUGCUGCGAGACCGUGGCCGUCCAACUACCAGCAGCCAUUGCAGGGUGCUUCCCGACCGUCCUCGUCGUACGCUGCGGGGCACACUGCUGCUGGAGUGCCCUUGGGGCAGUCAAGGACCUAUUCUUCGCGACCUCGUCUCUCAACAACGGCUUCUGAAAAAGCGCUGCAGCUGUCGAGGCGCACUCUCUUCGGACUGCCCGACCUAGGCAAGCUGGCAUCUAGCGCCCUCUCCUCCGCUGCGCCCGGGACCAGCAAAGACGCCGACUCUCGCUCGUACCGGGAUGCGCAAGGCCGAACAAUCUACGAGACGUCCAAGAUCCUCGCGCACCCGGCCCAAACACUCUUCGACGUAGUCGCUGACGUGGAGUCGUACAAGCAAUUUGUGCCGUACUGUCAAGACUCGCGCGUCCUUGGGCCGGCCCCGCCUCCUGCACCUCAACCAGCCGUUCUCGCAGACCUCACUGUCGGCUUUGGUCGCUUCUCGGAAACCUACACGUCCCAAGUCUCGCUCCACGAGGGGAAGAAAAGCAGCAGCGUCGUGGCCGAGGCGGUCCAGCCCAAUCCGGUGUUUUCGUUCCUCUCCACAACGUGGACCUUCGAGCCCUUGGAAGGCGGAAGGACGCUGGUGGGGUUCAGCCUGGUGUAUGCAUUUCGGAACCCAGUGUACGGCGCGGUGGCAGGGAACGUGUUCGAGCAGAUGAGCGCUCAGAUGAUCGAUGCGUUUGAGAAGCGCGCGGAUCGAUUGCAUUCCGCCCAGUCACGCAAGUGA
Messenger RNA from Kalmanozyma brasiliensis GHG001, 1986 nucleotides. RefSeq lists its product as uncharacterized. Gene Ontology annotation, biological process: cellular respiration; ubiquinone biosynthetic process. NCBI's taxonomy places the organism in Eukaryota, Fungi, Basidiomycota, Ustilaginomycetes, Ustilaginales. The record is from RefSeq and is a predicted model, not a curated record. The transcript has a single exon. Gene Ontology annotation, cellular component: mitochondrion. The coding region runs from base 1 to 1986 and encodes 661 amino acids. Gene Ontology annotation, molecular function: ubiquinone binding.